Messenger RNA from Humulus lupulus (European hop), 960 nucleotides. RefSeq lists its product as uncharacterized. Bases 1 to 960 code for a protein of 319 amino acids. The record is from RefSeq and is a predicted model, not a curated record. NCBI's taxonomy places the organism in Eukaryota, Viridiplantae, Streptophyta, Magnoliopsida, Rosales, Cannabaceae. The transcript has 5 exons.
AUGGAGAAACAAAAUAUGAAUAUGAAUAAGGAUGUGGAAGAUGCCAGUACUUUUAAUUCUCACGAGGAUACAAAUUUUACUCAAGACAAAAAUUUCGUUAAAGAAAAAGAGGUGAUUGAUCUCACAAAUGAGUUUACAGCUGAACAAAAGCCAAGAAUUACAUUGGGUUGCGAGAGAAGAAGAAAUUAUAAAAUCCAAUCAAGGAAAAAAGAUGACAAUAACUCAAGACGUACAAGUAUAAGAAAGUAUGGGUGUCCUUUCCGAUUCAAAGGAAAGAAAUUGACUGCAAAUAAGAUUGCUACGUCAGAGAAGAGGAGACUUAGAGAAAAGGUACAUGCAUCUAGUUCAUGCUUAGAUGCAUUUCCAAAAGGAUUACAGCCAUAUAUUAAGCUUGUAAAGAAUGUCAUUGGUGAUGGUAAUUGUGGAUUUAGAGCUAUAGCUGAUCUGAUAGGAAUAAUUGAUGAAGAUGGAUGGACCAAAGUUCGAAAGGAUUUGUUAAAUGAGAUAGAAUCUCAUUUGGAGCAUUAUAGAGAAUUAUAUGGAGUCCAUGGAAGAAUAGAUGAGUUAAUUCACGCACUGUCAUUUUUUGAUGUACGUGCCCCAAGAGAACGAUGGAUGACAAUGCCAGAUAUGGGGCAUAUAAUAGCAUCUUGCUACAAUGUCGUUUUAUUUCAUUUAUCGAAAAAUCAAAGCCUUACCUUUUUACCUUUAAGAUCGAUGCCACUGCCUCUACUCUCUCGCAAACAUAUAGCCAUUGGGUUUGUUAAUGGUGAUCAUUAUGUCAAGGUAUAUUUAUCACAAGAUCACCCAGUUCCACCAAUAGCAGGCAAUUGGUGCAGACAUCAUCUCCCUAUAGCCAAUGGAUGGGAAAGUGAAUACCUUUCAAAAAUCCAGCAAUUUAACGAAAUAGUAGGUUCGACUUCGGCAACUAGAGAAAUAAUCGAAAUUGAUUGUGAGUGA